Messenger RNA from Xenopus laevis (African clawed frog), 5409 nucleotides. Its product is annotated as lamina-associated polypeptide 2, isoforms alpha/zeta-like. NCBI's taxonomy places the organism in Eukaryota, Metazoa, Chordata, Amphibia, Anura, Pipidae. Bases 1998 to 3707 code for a protein of 569 amino acids. The transcript is spliced from 2 exons. The record is from RefSeq and is a predicted model, not a curated record.
UUUCUUUUAUGGCUCACAUGGACCCAAGGUUGGGAUCCCAUACCUGGGAAGUUGGCCUCUCUUCCUGGUAGGGCUUUGCGGGAGUAUUUCCUCUCAGAGGAGAUCGGCAAGCCACCCCCGUUACUAGGCAGCCCGGGGUAUCAUGCUCCAUACUCUAUGGGAGUUUUUAUUCCUGCGUCUAAGACCAGGUUUCGGGCGGCACUUAGCUAGGCGAGUUCCGGAAGUACGCUAUUCACCGAUGCGUUCCAGCUUGGCGCGCAUGACGUCACUUCCGGGUACGCGUCACUUCCGGUUUUUCACAUAGCGCGAACACGGAAGUGUUUUUAAAAAGUCGCGCAGAUAGCUAGUUUCUUUCUCCUCAGAGUCCUAGCAGUUGCGUUCAGCUGUUGCAGGUAUUUAUUUUGCCUGGAAGCUCCUUUGCUUAGCUUUUCUUUGAGGUAAGACGUUUUUAUGUUUUUUACCUUUUAUAGAUAUGGAGAUUAAUCCUCAAGUGCCUAGUAGCCCAGAAAAUGCUGCCACAGACAUUAGGAGUGUGCCUGCCCCAAGAAAAUCCUUAUCAAAAGAGAAGAAUAGAAUUUGUGUGGCAUGUGAUAACACAGCCUUAAAACACUCAAAAUUGUGUGAGCGAUGCACAAGAAGAUUAGCCGGUGAUGCAGCUGCAGACACUGCUGAUGUUAUGAGAUGGAUCAGAGAAGCAGUUAUAGAAGGAGUUACUCUUGCUACAAAGCGUAAUAAUGAAGAUAUAAUGCAGGAUAAUGGUGCCUCAUCUUCGCGGAGAGGUCAGAUGUCUGCAGGAUGGCAGUCACCUACAGAGUCUGCUGAAGAUGAACUUGAAGAAGAACAACUUAGUUCAACCUUUGAUAUGUCUCUAGUAGAGCCUUUAAUUAAAGCUGUUAGAGCACAGCUAGAACUCCCUGAAAAGGCGGAGCAACAAACAUCCUCGUCAAAUCCGUUUAAAUUUCUAAAAAGAGAAAGGUCGACUUUCCCUUUACAUGAGGUAAUUAAGGAAAUUAUCUUAAAAGAGUGGGAAAAGACGGAUGCUAAAUUUCCUAUCCCUCCCAGGGUACAAAAACUAUAUCCUUUUACAGCAGAAGAGGAGAUUAUUUGGGAGAAGACUCCUAAGGUAGAUGCAGCAGUGUCCAGGCUUUCCAGUAAAACACUUUUACCGGUGGAAGAUGUAAUGUCCUUCUUAAACCCAAUGGAUAGGAAGAUGGAGUCAUCUUUAAAGAAAACUUAUUUGGCAUUAGGAGCUACGUGCAGACCAGCUUUAGCACUGACUUCAGUAGCCAGAGCAAUGCAGAUGUGGCUGCAAAAUGUGGAACUGGCCUUAAAAGAGGGAGUCAAUAGAAGAGACAUAAUCGAAUCCUUAGCCGAAUUAAAAUUGGGUACAGAUUUUGUCACGGAGGCCUCAGUAGACAUGGUUAGGUCAUCAUCUAGAGCUAUGGCCCUAUCAAUUGCUGCAAGAAGAGCACUGUGGUUAAGGGCAUGGAAUGCUGAUAAGGCUUCUAAAAUGAAUUUGUGCAACCUACCAUUUGAAGGGCAGAUGCUCUUUGGAACCAAAUUGGAAGAUAUAAUUAAGAAGGUGACAGGGGGAAAAGGUGUUUUUCUACCUCAAGAAAGGAAAGGAUUCAAGCCAACGGAUUUCCGAACAGACAGAUCAUCCUUUCGGAACAAAAGUAAUUUUUCAGAACAAAGAAAUUUCAGGUUUGCAAGACAACCAACUCAGUGGAGAGGAGGUCAAUCUUCACUAUUUAAAAAUCAAAGAGGAAGAGGAACAGAGGUUAAAUCAACAAAAAGAUUCUGAAUACUUGACAGUCCAUGCUUCAGGGAUACCCAGGAGGCUAACAUAUUUUGUAGAAGUGUGGACAAAGUCGAUAAGCGAUCGCUGGGUAUUGCAAACGCUAAGUCAAGGCUAUUUCCUGGAAUUCAAGGAAGUGCCGAAGUACAAUCACUUUGUGCUAUCAAAGAUUCCCAAUGCAACAGACCAGAGAAAAGUGAUGAUAAGUUAUGUUCAACAGUUAUUAAAGGAUGGAGCCAUUUUGCCUGUUCCCAGAGAGUUUCAGGGACAAGGGAUUUACUCAGUCCUAUUUAUGUUGAUGAAGAAAACAGGGGAUUUUCGUCCAAUACUGGAUCUAAGGUCAAUCAAUGUGUUUCUGCAAAUAAAAAGGUUCAGGAUGGAAUCCAUUUAUUCAAUAAUAAAAGAAAUCCAGAUAGGAGACUGGCUUCUAUCUUUAGAUUUAAAAGAUGCCUAUUUUCAUAUCCCAGUGGCUGUCUCGCACCAAAAGUUCCUAAGAUUCGCUUUAAGUCAGGAUCUACAUUACCAGUUUACUUGUCUUCCAUUCGGCCUGGCAACGUCACCACGAGUGUUCUCAAAAGUCCUACAGACACUUAUCGCAGAGAUCAGAAGACAAGGAAUUCAAAUAUUUCAUUAUUUGGACGACAUUUUGAUGAAGUCGCAGGACCCACAAGUAUUAACAAUACAAAGGGAUGUAGUCAUCAGGAUCCUUCAAGAUCAUGGCUGGGUUUUAAAUCUGGAGAAGAGUCAGCUGGUUCCUUCCCAAGAUCUGAUAUAUUUGGGAGCCAGGUUUCUAACAGUACAGGGUUUAGUAACUCUACCAGACAAGAAGAAGGAGAAGAUAAAGGCAGCAGUCAGAGAUCUGAUGCAGAGGCCUUGGAGCUCAGCUCGGGAAGUGAGCAGUGUAUUAGGUCUCCAGACUUCGACAUUCCCUAUGUUAAAAUGGGCACGGUGGCAGAUCAGACCACUACAGAGCAUGUUUUUGAAUCAAUGGAAUUCAAUUGCGCAGGACUGGAAUCAAAGAAUUGUUAUGCAAGUAGAAACCAAAGACAAAUUAAGAUGGUGGAUGUUGGAAAGCAAUCUGUCCAAGGGACUUUCUUUAGAGGCAAUCAAAUGGAAGGUGAUAACAACGGACUCCAGUCCGUACGGAUGGGGUGCACAUGUGGAAGGUUAUUGUCUACAAGGUCUGUGGAAAACGGAGGAGCAGUUACUGCCAGCCAAUGUGUUGGAGCUCAGGGCAGUUUGGAAGGCGAUUCAGCAAUGUGGUCGCAAGUUGAAAGGAGCAGCAUUGUUAGUCAAGACAGACAACAUGGCAGCAGUUUCUUAUAUAAGAAAACAAGGAGGGACUCACAGCCAGAGUCUCAUAAGGGAGUUGUAUCCGAUCAUGACUUGGGCGGAGUCGAAUUUACAGGACAUAUCAGCCAUUCAUCUCCCAGGAAAACAAAAUGUGCUAGCAGACUUUCUAAGUCGUGCAAGGAUAAGCAGACACGAAUGGGAGUUGAAUCCCAAAGUGUUUAUUCAGAUUGUACAGAAAUGGGGUCUGCCGGAUGUGGAUCUGAUGGCCACGACGAACAAUCGGAAAGUCGACACGUUCUUUUCCCGAUUCCCCUGCAAUCAGACAGCAGCAGUGGAUGCUCUCCAGCAGGAUUGGAGUGUAGGUCUCCUAUAUAUCUUUCCUCCAACACCUCUAAUCCCUCACAUACUGAGGAAGAUCAGGGCAGAGAAAGCGGACAUAAUCGCAAUAAUUCCAGAUUGGCCAAGGAGAAGUUGGUACCCAAUGCUCAGAUCCUUGGUAAUAAGGAGCCCCUGGAGACUGCCUCAAAGGGAAGAUAUCUUGAGUCAGGGUCCUGUCAGGCAUCCCAAUCCUCAUGUCUUAUGCCUCACAGCUUGGAGGUUGAGAGGGAAAGGUUAAGUAAGGAGGGCCUUUCUAAUCAGGUAAUCAAUACGAUGCUGUCUGCUAGAAAGAUUUCUACAAACAGAACGUAUGAUAGAAUCUGGAGCAUCUUUUCAGACUGGUGUAAAGAAAGGAAAAUAAUUCAAGAACAAGUAAAUAUUAUGCAGAUUCUCGACUUUUUACAAGCAGGUUUUGAUAAGGGUCUAAGUCUGAGAACCCUAAAGUUGCAGGUGUCUGCUAUUUCAGCUCUCAUAGGAGUUCAGUGCGCAAAGGAUAAAAACAUUUCAAAAUUUAUGGCUGGAGUUUUACAUCUCAGACCUCCAGUAAGAGCACUGUCAGCAACCUGGAAUCUGCCGUUGGUAUUACAGGCUCUUACAGAAGAACCUUUUGAACCUCUUAAGGAAAUAUCACAGAUGUUUCUCACAAUUAAGACUGUGUUCCUUACAGCAAUAACUUCCUCAAGGAGAGUCAGUGACUUGCAGGCUUUGUCGUCGGUUUCGCCUUUUACUGUAAUUCAACCUCAUCAAGUAAUAUUAAGGCCAGUGCCAGGGUAUUUACCCAAGGUUGUAUCAACUUUUCAUGUCAAUCAUGAAUCAGUUUUACCAGCUUUCUGCCCAGAUCCUGUAUGAGAACAGGAAAAGAAGUGGCAUAUGUUGGAUCUAGUUCGCUGUAUUUCCAUUUAUUUGGAAAAAACAAUGGAAUGGAGAAAGUCAGACAGACUUUUUGUGGUCCCCGAUGGUGCCAGGAAGGGACAAGCAGCUUCAGUGGCUACUUUGAGCAGAUGGAUUGUGAAAUGUAUUCAUUUGGCUUACAAGGCGAAAGGGUUACAAUCUCCUAAAGGGGUUAAAGCACACUCCACAAGAUCCUUGAGUACUUCUUGGGCUUUUCAGGCGAAUGUUGGGCUAGAAAAGAUUUGCAAGUCUGCAUCUUGGUCUUCAACAAACACAUUUCUAAAUCAUUAUCAUGUAAAUUUAUUUACUUCAGAAAAGACUUCCUUUGGUAGGAAGAUACUGGAAACGGUCCAGUUGGCCGAUUAAUAAAAAUUUUCAGUUAUGCAUAUAAGUGGUGUAAGUGUUUAUAUUAUGAACCCACCCUAUUCGGACUGCUAAGGUACUGACCCAUAGGUGUGGAUGCUGCCAUAGUGACCAGGGAAAACGGAAAAUUUUAUCAUACUUACCGUAAUUUUCGUUUCCUGGUUACUAUGGGCAGCAUCCACACCAAACCCUCCCACUAUAAUCUCGGACAUCAAAAGACAGUGAGCUGAGGGGGGAAGUGGGUCAUAUAGAGUAGUUAAUUAAUCUAAUUAACUUCUGUCCUAUAACAAAGUGAGGGCGGGGAUAAACCCAUAGGUGUGGAUGCUGCCCAUAGUAACCAGGAAACGAAAAUUACGGUAAGUAUGAUAAAAUUUUCCGUUAUAAAGGGCCAGUAUAUUACACAGGGAGUUACACAGAGAGAAAGCGAUUAGUAGACAGAACAGUAGCAUAACAAAUUUACACAAAAGUUCUCUAAAUGCAAUACACUGCACAAAAUGCAAAAUAUGCACCAGAAAUGAAAAAAGUUAGUCCUUUAGUUUAGUUUCCUCCUGCCGGUCCUACUUCAGUCUCUCAACUUUGAAAUGCUUCAUAUAGGAUAAGGGUAGGGACACACUGGGCGAUUUGGGGAGAUUUAGUCGCCUGGCGACUAAUCGCCGCGACUUUCCACGACCAAUCUUCCCCGAAUG